Molecule: messenger RNA, 2560 nt
Organism: Anopheles nili
Lineage: Eukaryota; Metazoa; Arthropoda; Insecta; Diptera; Culicidae
Exons: 5
Coding region: 57-1787 (576 amino acids)
Source: RefSeq, a predicted model, not a curated record
UGAACCACGACUGGGCAAACGUUUGCGGUUUGGAGCGGAAAUUGCCUUCCGGUGCGAUGGAAGUGUGCUGCUUGAAAAUGGCGUCCAGAUGCAGGCCGACGCGCCCCAUCAAGGACAUCACACAGCUUUCCUCGGCCGGUUCCUCACACGAUUGUGGCGCUCUAUCGCGCGUUGUGAUGGUCAGGAAAACGGAUCAGCGCGUCAUCAAUCACAAGGGCAGCCAGAAGGACCCACUGUGUGAGGUGAUCACGAUGGAAACGAUACAGACGUACAAGGGCCACAAACCGGACCGGACGGUCGUGUUCCGGGAGAAGUUCGAUCUCACCGGCAACGACAUGUCGCGGUCCCUUUCCACUGGUAAGCUUUCCGUCGGUUCACCACGGCUCUCGAUUUCACCGCUACGGACAAUCCUGACGACGAGUGCGGAGCUGGAGAAAAGCCGGGCCGCUGCGGCAAGUGACCGAAAUAAUAACAACAAUCUACCGGUGGACACGAAGCGAACCAGCCCAUCCGUUGGGUCGUUGCGUCCCAAAUCCCUUGACCGGGGAAGUCUCAGCAACAGCAACAACAACAACACCGCGAGUGCGAGUCCUUUGCUGCUGCGUCACACGAAGAGUCCUUCGAAGAGCCCAUCCGUGGGUAGCUUGCGUCCGGGUGGAGGAUCUCAGUCGUCCUUGCGUCCGGGUGGAGGAACACCGUCGUUGUACACCGAGUUCGAGCGGGAUUGUUUGAAGGCUCACAACGAGUUCCGAACGCGGCAUGGUGUGUUGGCGUUGAAGUUGAGUAAACGCUUGUGUCGGUACGCGGAAGAAUGGGCCAAAGUGAUCGCGGCCAGGGGUGUGUUGGUCCAUCGCAGCAACUCGGCGUAUGGGGAAAACAUUUUCUGCUCGUGGAGCAGCUCGUCGAGUGGUGCCGGACCGGGGGCGGGUGUGAGCGUUUGUGGCCGCGAACCGGUGGAAAACUGGUACAGCGAGAUCGAUCUGCACGUGUUCGGGAAGGAACCGGCCACGUUGAAGACGGGCCACUUCACGCAGGUGGUGUGGAAGGAUUGCCGCGAGCUGGGUGUUGGGAUGGCCCGGAAUCGGUCCGGACAGGUGUUUGUGGUGGCAAACUAUGACCCACCGGGGAACUAUAUUGGGAGUUUUGCAAAAAAUGUCCCCCCGGUCGGUGGGUUCGAAGUUCCGAAGAUUAUCAUCGAUAGACCGUCCGCUUUGAAGCAAUCCGGUGUGGUGGAGGAUGGCACAAAGACAACCGUUUCGUCGUUAAGGCGACCCGGAACCGAGGGUGGUAAACCCGAAAAGCACGUGCGCAUUGUGGACGAGAACGAUCCGAAUCAGUUUGAUGAUUUUUCCGUUGCCAUGCUGAAGCACCACAACGAGUACCGCAAACGGCACGGUGCGGCAGAUCUGGUACUCCACAAGGAACUCGUCCGGGAUGCGCAGCAGUGGGCAGAAAUACUGGCACGCGACGAUCGGUUCACGUACCGGCAGAACUCGAAGUACGGCGAGAAUCUCUACUGUCUGUGGUCGUCCGAUCGGAACGCACGCCCAAAUGCCCGGGACGUGUGCCGGUCCUGGUACGAGGAGGUAAAACAGUACGCAUUCACGGUGGAACCACGCGCCGCCAUCAAGGGCGGUCAGUUCACGCAGAUGGUGUGGAAGGGCACCAAGGAGCUGGGCGUUGGAAUGGGGCAAACGCGCAGUGGCAAGGUGAUUGUGGUGUGCACGUACUACCCGCGGGGUAACGUGCUCGGUCAGUUCUUGGCCAACGUGAGCCGCAUCCGCUAGGGAGGGAGCUUUACAUGGAACAGUACCUUUCACGCGAUUCGCGAUAAUCAGGAGAAUCUACCCUUAAUCAGGAGGAGCCUUAAUCCGAGUAGGGAACUUACACACGUACACAUGUUGGCGUCCCCGGGGCGUCCUUUGCCCGUUCUGUCGGUGUGCAAACGGACCCAUUCGAUAGGCACACAUAUAUUUAGCACGUAUUUUGAGAGCCGUUGUUGAGCGAGAAGGCGAGAGGAAAAAUUGUCUAUUUUUCUGCAAAUCACCGUUUAUACGUACCGCAACUAUGCAAUCACAAUAUAUAUAUGCUGCAUUCGUCCAAUGCCAUGUCCAUUGGCGGCUUUUCUGCUAGCUUACCAGAGAAGAAAGGGAGGGAGAGAGAGAGAGUAAAUGCAUUAUUCGCAAAAUAUAUUCUAAGUGUGCACAAAUUGCAGGCAACACGAUCGCACGGUCAUCGAACGUGGAGCAAUCUCGAGGCCGGCUGCGAGGCGCGCGCUUACAUAAAUAACAAUCAAAAAAACGUUACCAGUUUUCCACGCAGCACACCUAUGCACAUGCAAUUUCAAUCACAAAAGGCCGCCCCCGUCCACCCCGAGGCAUGGUGAGGGCUUAGGGGAGAGAAAGCACAAGGAGUCACGCGCGCAAGAGUGAUAUUUAUUCGAAUUUUACUACUCCGUUCGCUUUGUCCCGGCAGCGGAACCGUUACCGUGCAAUAAGUAUACCUGUAGCGUUUGUAUAUUUGUCAAAGAUUCAUUAAAUAAACACCAACAAAUUCACUU